Molecule: messenger RNA, 1792 nt
Organism: Fundulus heteroclitus (mummichog)
Lineage: Eukaryota; Metazoa; Chordata; Actinopteri; Cyprinodontiformes; Fundulidae
Gene: mrpl2
Product: mitochondrial ribosomal protein L2
Exons: 8
Coding region: 228-1121 (297 amino acids)
Biological process (GO): cytoplasmic translation
Cellular component (GO): ribosome
Molecular function (GO): RNA binding; structural constituent of ribosome
Source: RefSeq, a predicted model, not a curated record
GCUUUCACCUGCGUCAUCAUUGCGCGACGUGGUGUGCAGGACAGUGAAGGACGCCGAGUAGUCCUUUUUUUGGAUGAAAUAAUUAAAAAACUAAAAUACAGGCUGGAUGUUAAGGUUAUUCUGGGUCGUGUGUGAGGUUUAACUCGACGUUCCCAACUAUCUGGGAGUUUUUAGAGCCACGGGAAGCAGGAGGAAGUCAGUGCGCCGCAGGAAUCUGCCUCGCUGUCAUGGCGUUGUCGUGUUUAACCCAAGCUCUGCGCUCCCUGACGCUCUCCCAGCCUGCUCUGCUCUCCUCACAGACGGUCGCUCAGCUGAAGCCGGGAACUCUGGGACCCGCUGCGGUCGGCCAGUGGCGAGGCUUCCUGACCACAGCCUCUGUGGAGCAGAACAGGACGCUCUGGAAGCAGAGGGACAAGUACACUAUCAAGCCAAUAGGGAUGAAAAAGACCGGAGGCAGAGAUCAUACGGGAAAGGUCCGCACACGGGGCAUCGGUGGAGGCCAUAAACAGAAGUACCGCUGGGUAGACUUCCAGCGAUUACGUUACGAGCCCAACAAAGAGGGUCAUCCUUUUGAGGAGAAGGUCGUCGAGGUGCGAUACGACCCCUGCAGGUCGGCUGAUAUUGCUCUGUUAGCGGGAGGCAACCGCAAAAGGUGGAUCAUUGCAACAGAGAACAUGCAGGCCGGAGACAUCAUCAAAACAUCCGGCGUGAUCGGACGCAUGGCAGUAUCGGCAAAUGAAGGGGAUGCCUACCCACUGGGGGCUCUUCCUGUGGGGACGCUGGUGAACAACCUGGAGCUUCAGCCAGGCAGAGGAUCGGAGUGCAUACGUGCUGCAGGCACAAGUGGCGUCUUGCUGCGUAAAGUAAACGGGACUGCAAUCGUUCAGCUCCCUUCGAAGCAGCAGGUUCAGGUGCUGGAGAGCUGCAUGGUAACGGUGGGCCGCGUGUCGAACAUCGACCACAACAAGCGGGUCAUCGGCAAAGCCGGUCGCAACCGCUGGCUCGGCAUCCGCCCGUCCAGCGGCUUGUGGAAGAGGAAAGGAGGCUGGGCGGGGCGGAAGAUCAAGCCGCUGCCUCCCAUGAAGAGCUACGUCAACCUGCCCCUGAUCUCCGCCAGCUAACGCAACGUUGUCCGUUUGUCGAUUGGACCGCCGGCAUCGCUGGAAGAACGAAUAAAGACAAGCCGCUUGUACUGAAGAUUAAAAAUUUUUAUUAAACACAACUGCCUGUGAGAGCAUGGAAAGAAAAAAAAAAUUAUAAAAAUCCAAAACAUAUUUACAUCUAUAGUAAAACAUGCAGAGUAACCCAUAUUUUUAGUGGUAAAUUUUAAAAAAUACUGUCAUGUCCUCUAUAAUGGGGGUUUGUGCAAAGACACCGGGUGGCAGUCGAAGUAACAGGACCAAUGAGACGGCAUGGCUGGAUUGUGACCGCUUCUCUGAGCGUAACACUGAUGUUCUAACACUUCCUUUUUGCCAACUUAUUGUAACAGAGUGAGCAUCGCCCGCUCAUUGAUCCGGCCUUGUAAUAACACCCAAAUGCUACCUCUAGAAUUAGGGGGGGAGAAAUAAAACUGAGGUUAAAUACACUGUAAUAGGAUUAUAAUUUGCUUAUAAGUAUCAUAAAGGGCUUAACCCCCGUGGCUAGUUCCCUCGAAACACAAAUCUGUGAGGAAGUAGCUGGAUUCCCGACCGAGAGACAAUACUGACUCCUUUAAUAGGCAGACGGACAACUGGGGGUUGAUGCAUUAUUGAAAUUAAGUGGCAAAACAUAUUCCCUAUGGUUAAAAAACAAA